AAACCUUUCACACUCCGCUUGUCUGCCCUGAGAGUCAACAUGUGCACUGGCAAAUGCUCUCGCUUCUUGGGAUUGUCUCUGCUCCCCAUGUCCCUGAGCUGCAUCAUUGCCAAUGUCCUCCUCUUCUUCCCUAAUGGAAAGACCACCAGCACCGACCACAUCACCCUCCAAGUCUGGCUGAUGGGCGGCAUUAUAGGAGGGGGCCUCUUUGUACUGUGUCCAUCAUUUGCUGCAAUUCGUGCAGGGGGGGAAGGCUGCUGUGGGGCCGGAUGCUGUGGAAACCGAUGCAGAAUGCUCCGCUCAGUUUUCUCCUCCAUAUUCGGUGCUCUGGGAGGAUUCUAUUGUUUGGUCGUGUCGGGCACAGGUCUUUCUGAUGGACCUUUGUGCCUCAUUGAUGGGAAGUGGAAAUAUCAUUAUAAGGACUACAAUGAGAGUUACCUGUUCAAUAAGACGUCCUGGAAUGACUGUGAGGAGCCCAAAAACAUUGUCCUGUGGAAUAUCGUCCUGUUUUCCAUCCUCCUUGGCUUCGGUGCUCUAGAGUUUGUCCUCUGUGCCAUCCAGGUUGUUAAUGGACUCAUGGGCGUGUUGUGUGGGGACUGCAGAAAGAAGGGCAAGAAUGAAGGCUGAUUUGUCUCCCUUGUCACUGAGUGAACGUUCCACCUGCUGUACAGAAGGGCCACCACACCAACACCCACCCCAAGAUUUAAGGAACACUCCGUGUUUUCUAUGAAUUUUGUAGAGUUUGUAUAAUAAAUCCAAUCCUCCAACCAGUGCUCCUUCUGUAGGUAGGGAACCCAAUUCAUAUCCACUUGUGUAUUAUAUUAUUUCUCUGCCUGGCUCCUCAUUCUUUUGGAUAUUCGAGCUCAAUCUGUAAUUUGUUUUGCAAUUAUUGAUAAAGUAAUUCAUAAAAUGACACAUUUAUCAAGGGUCGAAUUUUGAAUUUUUAAAGCAUAAACCCCAAUAAAUUAGAAAUUUGACCAGUCAAAAUGUGUUAAUAAAAUCUAAUUUUUAAUACUCAGACAAAUUUAAAUCACCCAAAAACUUGAAUCGAAUUAGAUCGAACUCAGUUUGUGUUUUUUUCCUCAGGAAGGCUGCAAACAUCUCCAAAAUUGAUCCCUGCGCCUCUUCCAUUGACUUAAACAGUAAUUCGGCAGGUUUUAGGUGGCGAAUAGUCAAAUUCAAAUUCUUAAAGGGCCAGAGUAUGAUAAAUCUCGAAAAUCUAAUUCGAAUUUUUAAAAAGACUCAAAUUGAGUUUUGAUAACUCCCUAGUUGAAUUUGACAGUUUUGACCAUAAAACAUUUGAAAAUUUGACCCUUGAUAAAUCUGGUGGUGUCCAGGGGAACCUAUAAUGAGAUUUAAUGGUGAUAGGCUAACUGCCAAUUUGUAGGUUCUGGCAAAUGCCAGUAAUAUGCCAUAGACGGUCACUGUUUAUUGGGCUGGUGAGGGGCUGUUUGGGCCUCUGUGAACAUGAAUCCCAGUCCAGACUUGCUCACUACAGGUUUGUCAGCAGGUUUACAGAUUAUUUUUGUAUUCCUGACAGAUAAAGGCACAACAUCCAUCUACAAGGUCCAUAUACCUGACACGGGUCAGAUAGACCAGCCAGAGUAAGGCCCCUGAUGGACCUCAUCUUAAGACCAUUAACCUUUCUCAUUCCCCCUCUGUAAGGGUCUAUAACACUUAUAGAAUACAGCACAGUCUACUGUAUGGCCUGAAAUAUCUUAGAUUGUAGAGACCAAUGAAGCACCAGACUCAUCUGCAACAGAUGAAGGAGCUUCUGCUCAGUAGUGUGUCUACUUACCCACUUGAUGCACUGCUGACCAUAAGGACCCACAAAACAAAGUUCUACUGCAACGACUCAUAUCUAGAAGGCAGGAGUGCUCCUCCAAUCCAAGUCAGAAUAUAUUUGAAUCCUAUUGAUCAGGAGGAGCCACCUUGAUCUACAAGUGUCUGGAGCAUGUGCCACCAAGCAUUCUGACUAAGUACAUAAUGUAACUCAAUUGCUUGGCCGAUCAAACUGUUGUGUGGCCUUCUGGGAGAACUUGAGGAAUAAGGCAAGUUGAACUAUACGGAUGAAGCCAUAUAUUAAUAUUUGUAACUGGCAUAUUAACUUCACUUAGAUAGAGAGCCAUCUGGCCACACCCACUUUAAUAAAUAUUUUCACAUUAAA
Molecule: messenger RNA, 2167 nt
Organism: Xenopus laevis (African clawed frog)
Lineage: Eukaryota; Metazoa; Chordata; Amphibia; Anura; Pipidae
Gene: tm4sf5.S
Product: transmembrane 4 L six family member 5 S homeolog
Cellular component (GO): membrane
Source: RefSeq, marked predicted